AUGGGGAAGCAACGCAAAGCGAAGAAAAUUCUCCGCGUAACGGAAGGGCUAACUGCCGAUUCUGACUUGAGUGUCAGUGCAACUCAGCAAACCACACCUUUUUUAAGCGAUACGAUGCAUCUUGGAACUUCAACAGAAGGUACAGAUGUAGAUGAAACACAGGUCCAGCCGUGUUUGAUGGAAAGAGUGACAGACGAAAUGGUUUCACGUGAUAUAUCCGAGGGGUUCCCAGAUAGGGAGUACCAUGUAUCAUUUCGCUCCCCUAUAGAAUCUUUGAGCUCUAUCAAAUCAAGCGAUCUCGCGGAAUCCGUCCACGAGGACAUGGGCGCAGAAUGCUAUGUAGCGGAUAAUAAGGAACUGGUGAAAGAAACGGACGAAAGCUUGUCCGAAUGGACAGUAGAAGAGAGGGAAGUGUCCCAGUUAUUGGAAGAAGGAGGUGAUGUACAAGAGAUUGAGUGCAGUCGAAUAGAAAUAAUUGAUGUUCCAGCGGUUAGGAACGAGGUGGCGGAAAACACCGCUGAGGACCUCGCCAACGGUGAGACUGGCCUUUUGAGUGCGCCUGUACAGACUGCCAUGGCACCUCUCUCCGAGGAUAAAGAUGUGGAGGUUAGUGUUAAUAACGAUGGGAAGAGUGGUGAAGUCGGUGGAAUAAUGGAGGAGCAAGAGUGUAAGAUGAGGCCGUACGACAAAAUUGAUGCUCAAGUUGGGAGCGAACCCCCUCCACCGGUUGAUGUAUCGGAGACAGCAACAUUGGGAACUCGCACUAAGGAUGCCGAAGGAACAUUAAUGAAGGAUGAUACCUGCCAUGUUACUUUGCCUUCCACUGUUCAUACACAUGAAAAGCAUGAAGCAGUCCCUAAUAAGCAGGAAAGCGAUAGUAACGGAAGCGACCGUAUGCUACUUAAGGAAGAAGAAGGUAGUAGAACUGGCACAAUAGGAAUCGGAUCGGUCUAUAUGGGUGUAGAGGGUUCCUUUGUAAUAUACGAAAAGCUGAAGAACAGGUACGACACGUUUUCAUCCAACAAGACCGACAGAGGUGCACGCAUUAGUCGGAUGGAUUCUAACAGUGACUACAAGACCGCCGUAGACGAUGACGAAUUUUCUUGCCCUGAUCUUGACUACACUGUCAUAGAUAUUCCGGAAAAUGACGUGCCAGAGAAGCAACUGGAAUCGUUAACUGAGGCAUUCAAGGGAACCGUGGAGUAUAUGAAAUACCGCGAAGCAUUCAGGUAUUACAAUUUUGACUACCCGAGGUGCUCCAUGUGGUAUUGUAUUAUAUACAGCGCUCUAUUAGUUUGUUUAAUAUCCCAUAAGGUCUUCUUUGAUCACAUACUCGAGCGUAGGUCGGGUGUUAAGGAAUUGGCCGAGUGGCAGAGAAUUAAGGGAAAUUUAACAUAUUCAACUGGGUAUUUGGAUUUAUUAUUCAUGGGUCUACCUGUAAUUUUGACGCUAAUGAUGCUUAAGUGUAUUGGAACACGAUACAUUUUCGCAAAGAUGGCAUGCUAUACUUGGAUGUUGUUAAAAUUUUUCUUAAUCACCUCGAUUGUGCAUUCGCUCUCCUCAUUCACCUCCAAGAACGUAAGAGAUAUUCUAUUAUGGGAUAUGGGAUGGUUGCUCAACCCACACCAAAAUAUAGUUAUCGGCGGACUCUACUCGUAUAACUUAACGUUCCUGCUCUACAAACUUCUCAUUGCAGGAGUCACCAUAUGGACUCUGAAUCACCGGUUCGUGGUACCAAGAUUGAUAGCCAGCAUGGUUAGAAGGGAUAUGCAAAGGAUAAGGGUGACUUCCAUAAAGCACUGCUUCAUCGCCUUGCCAAAUGAUCCUGUGAGAUCUGAGAGACAUGGCACAACAACGGCCUUAGGGUUUGCUGUCAAGAUAGAGCAUCACGGUGAGCUCCCUUUUCUGUGGAGGUUGCUUUGCAGAGCCAUGGGAGAUCGCUUGAUGCAAAGAGAGAGCGUUGGAAGAUUUUAUCAGUAUGUGGGCCAAAUAAACAAGAAACUUAAGCCACACGGGUAUGGAGCUUGGCAGAGUACUACACCAUGCGGUGAAACGUUGGUAGGAUAUUGGGAAUACGGCAUUCCCCUUGGUACUUUCAGAAGUAGAGAGGCAAUGACACAUGCCAACUUCAGCCAAAUGUUACUGGGCUGGGUCAAGUGCCCUAAUGCAGAGGGAAUAACAAUGGGUAUCUCAGCCGUCGAAACAUGUAUCAAUGGCCUGAACUUUGGUUCACUUCCUAGGGUUAUGAAGUAUAAGGCCGAGAUAUUCGAUGAAGAUAACAUCAAUGAAGGUCUUCUAAAGCAUAUUGGCACUCCUGGGAGCAGCGUUUUUGAGGAUGAACAAAACCUUUCGCAAGACGACAAAGUGGUACUUAGGGCGUACAAAACUGCAAAAGGCGUUGCUAAUUACGAUCUCCAAAAAUCUGACGCGUAUGUGCAAGAUGUAAAGCGAAGGAGUACGGCGUCAGAACGGCUGAAGUGCAUGUUAAGCAACAUGUCGGUUAAUAGAUCAGGUUCGAGGAAGCUAAAUCGUAUGUUUAAGUUCAUAUUCAAGUCACUAGAACGUAACAUGCCUGUUUUAGUUGGACAUGAAGCUACGGAAAUUAAGGUAUCGGUUGACACCAAUGCCAAUCUCUACGUAGAUGGCUUCGUCCCUUUUGAUGUGACUUUCGAAAACGACAUGAGUCCUAUAGCGUCAAAUACAGAUUCUACCCUAUCCUUGAAGGUUGAGGAAACUCACAUGAUUUCGAGAAGAAACUUAUUGAAACCUGUAUUGCUGAGACCCACAGUUGACCCGGUACUGGUACCCAAUGGAUGGAAGAAGCGCGGAUCGUAUAAAGCUCCGGAAGUAUUUUUAUUCAUACACGGCCCGGAUAGCUCAAACGAGAGACAGCUAGCAAAUGUCGCUCAGUUAUUCACCACGUGGAACUACCCGCAGUAUGUUAAACCAAUUUUAUUCGGAUGGCCGCCGCUGUUCAACAUUAACAAGCUGACCUCUGCAGGGCAUGAACGAGCAUUAGUGGGCUGUAGGGACGCUCUACUUGGUUUUCUGAGGGCGAUAGUUAGCAACGGAAUCACGGAUGUGCACGUGGUAGUUGAUUCCACUGGGGUUGUAAUGUUUUUGGAAACUUUCGCGUCAAUCACACAAAUGACGGAUCCGCCAUGUAUAUUCCGUAAAGUGGGAGAUUGCACUCAUGAGAAUGCAACGCAGAUUAACCUAUUGACGGUCACCUUUAUGUUUCCGCAGUACGACCUGGAAAGGUUCAUCAGCUUACGCUACAUGCCACUUAGAUCACACUGCGAUGUAAUUACAAUUUUCGGAUUGAAAACGUCUGAUGGGUUAUGCGGGUAUUUGUUUGGAACUAGAGAAGGGAUGUCAACAAAUAUAAGCCGUUUUUCACUGAAACGCCAGAAUGCUGUGCUUCAAGACACAAUUAUGUACCAAACCGACAGAGAUGAACAGCCUACUCUGGAUUCAAUUUUGCUUCCACCGUUGGCACACGACGUGAUCAAUGGUAAUAUUGGCGAAUCUCGGGACAUUAGCAAGUUGUGGCUUGACGUGGAUUGUAUCGACGUUACGUGGUUGAUCGAAGUCAAAGGUCACAGAAGACAUGAGAAUUGGCACCUAUUUAGGGAAAUCGCAGAGGAUCUAAGGGAACUGAUCGUAAGCCGCAAGAGAGCCAAGGAUAGGACCACCAAACUUGACCGUGCCAAGGGGAACGUCUGGGUCUACAAGGAAUACAUCCUCGAUCAUCUUAUUGAGAGCAGAUAA
Molecule: messenger RNA, 3771 nt
Organism: Babesia sp. Xinjiang
Lineage: Eukaryota; Apicomplexa; Aconoidasida; Piroplasmida; Babesiidae
Exons: 2
Coding region: 1-3771 (1256 amino acids)
Source: RefSeq, a predicted model, not a curated record